Molecule: messenger RNA, 636 nt
Organism: Sphaerulina musiva SO2202
Lineage: Eukaryota; Fungi; Ascomycota; Dothideomycetes; Mycosphaerellales; Mycosphaerellaceae
Exons: 1
Coding region: 1-636 (211 amino acids)
Source: RefSeq, a predicted model, not a curated record
AUGCAUUGCUCAUCACUCACUGCAGGACCUCUUGCACUCUUCGCACUCUCCACCCAGACUCUCGGAAAGUCGACUCGUAUCCCCCGCCACAACAACAUCGAACAGAUUCCGAUGGGCAAUAAUGCACCCCUUCACGAACCCGAAACCGCCAAGAGACCGACCGAGGAAACGGUGAUCCACCACACCGUGACCAAGACACGAUACGAGUUUGAGUUUGUAACAGCGACUACAACCAGCACCACGACCAAGACCGCGACACUGGGCCCUUAUUACACCGCUCUGCCAGAAUUUGGCGUGGUAAUGAAAGGCCCUCCUCUCGAGAUACCUCGACGGAAGUCUAAAACCUGCAACGCAACGGCAUGUGCGGUGUGCCGAUUGCAGUAUGGAUGUCAGGACGAGAGGGAGAUGUGGUGCGUUCUGAUCCCCAAGAAUUCCAUGUUGUUGUGUCUCAUGCUAAUCAAUGAGUCAGUCUACUCUGCGAUGCGAAGCCAUAUUGCGCUUGUUCGUAAUAGACCUUACAUGCAGUGCUCAGAUCAGAGAUACGGACUACGGGGAGAGCUAGCACCAGCGUCUCCUAGAUCUGCUUUCGUCUGCGUCGCUUUGAGCAAACUGCAUCUGAUAUCCGUCAGAUCUUGA